Molecule: messenger RNA, 711 nt
Organism: Cryptomeria japonica (Japanese cedar)
Lineage: Eukaryota; Viridiplantae; Streptophyta; Pinopsida; Cupressales; Cupressaceae
Product: phospholipase A1-Igamma3, chloroplastic-like
Exons: 1
Coding region: 1-711 (236 amino acids)
Molecular function (GO): glycerophospholipase activity
Source: RefSeq, a predicted model, not a curated record
AUGGCAAUAUCUCGAUUAGUUUUGGGCAAUUGGAAGGAAGCGAAAGAAAAAACUAAUGGAGAUGUAGAAGACAAACCAAACCAAUUAAAGGUUUGUGAUAUGUGGCAAGAUAUCCAGGGUGCCAACCAUUCGAAUGGCAUGCUGGAUCUCAUUAAGCCACUUCUCAAAGCAGGGAUACUCAGAUAUGGUGAUUUUGCACAGCAAUGCUACGAUUCAUUUGACAACACGCCCUCUUCCACAUACUAUGGAAAUUGUAAGCGCAGCAAAAGCUCGCUCGCCCAGAGACUGGAGUUGCUAAAUUGUGGGCGUGGGUAUCAAGUUACCAAAUAUAUAUACGCCAAUACGAGUUUUUUGGACUCCAUUUUUGGCGAGGAAUCAAGUGAAGGCGUCGCCUGGAUAGGUUAUAUUGCAGUUUGCACUGACCCAGAUGAGAUAAAGAGAUUGGGAAGACGUGAAAUAGUUGUUGCAUUGAGAGGAACGCAGACUCCUUUUGAAUGGAUGGAAAAUCUGAGAGACAUAUUGGUUCCUGUUAUGGCAUCAAAGGCUACAACAAGCUCCAACAUCAAAACCAUUUCAAAUCCAGAUGCCAGGAUAGAGAAAGGUUUUCUCAGUUGUUAUACGGCCACCGACGAGGACUCUGUCAGAUGCAAGCUUAGUGAGGGAAUACAUAGAGCAAGAAGAAGAUUUGAGCAUAACAUUUACUGGGCAUAG